UUUUACUGUAAAAUGUUUUUAGCAACAAAUUGAAAAUAUUUCAUGAUACUUUUAUAAAAAUCCAUAGAAAUGAAAUUUUCAAAACUUGCUUUGAAAAAGACUAAAAAUUAUCAUUAAUAGUCACCAACCUAAUAAACUAAACAACUAUUACUACUUAUUGAUCAUAAUAACAUAGUUAAUGAAGCAUUUUCAUAAUAUUAAUCUGUGGCCUUCUCAAAAAGCUACGUGUAUUACAGGGAUAAGGAAUAAAGAGACCAUAAUGUAAAGUGUUUGCCAGAACAAUCUAAUGCUUUUUCCUCGUUGUCAUUUUUUUUUCUCUCAAAUAAUAACCAAAAAUUUAAACCCCCCAAAAAAAGAACCCAUAAAAAAAAUUCACCCUUUUCUCGUCUCUUCCUCCUUCCUUUCUUCUCUCCAACUCCUUCCUUCUCUUCACGAAAUCACAUCUAAUAAUAAAAUUAAAAAAAAACCCAUAAAGUCUCAAAAGCUUGCUUUGUUAUUGUGCUGUAGUUUGUUUGAGAUCAUGGGAUUCUUCAUGGGUCUCUUUCUUGGGGUUGCAUGUGGGUUGGGUCUUAUGAUGGCCUUCAUCCGCAAAGAGAAUGCUCGAUCCAAGCAGCGCCGUUAUUUGGCAGCUACAGUGGCAGCUUUUGCAAGGAUGACAGUUGCAGAUUCAAAAAAAAUACUUCCACCUCAGUACUACCCUCCAUGGGUUGUUUUUUCCCAGCGCCAGAAGCUGAAGUGGCUUAACCAUGAACUCACAAAAAUCUGGCCUUAUGUCAAUGAGGCAGCAUCUGAGCUCAUAAGAACUUCAGUGGAGCCAAUCCUUGAACAAUAUAGAAUGCCUAUGUUAGCUUCUCUCAACUUCUCCAAGCUAACUCUUGGUACUGUCGCACCACAAUUUACAGGGGUAGCUAUUAUUGAUGAUGAUGAUGAUAGUUCUGGUAUAACCAUGGAAUUGGAGCUGCAAUGGGAUGGGAAUCCAAAUAUUGUCCUUUCUGUUGAAACCAUGCUUGGCGUUGUACUUCCUAUACAGGUCAAGAACGUCGGCCUCACUGGAGUUUUCCGUUUAAUCUUUAAGCCGUUGGUGGAAGAGUUUCCCUGCUUUGGAGCUAUUUCUUAUUCUUUAAGAGAGAAGAAAAACCUAGAUUUUACGCUGAAGGUUAUUGGUGGUGAACUAUCAUCUCUUCCUGGUAUUGCUGAUGCUAUUGAGGAUACUAUACACAAUGCUAUUGAAGAUUCCAUUACCUGGCCUGUACGGAAAAUUGUUCCCAUUUUACCUGGUGAUUAUAGUGACCUAGAGUUGAAACCUGUUGGAGUUUUGGAAGUAAAGCUUGUUCAAGCUAAAGGUUUAGUAAACAAGGAUCUUGUAGGAAAAUCCGAUCCAUUUGCUGUUGUCUAUAUACGUCCACUACCUGAUAGGAUGAAGACUGGCAAAACAAUUAACAAUGAAUUGAAUCCUAUUUGGAAUGAACACUUUGAGUUCAUAGUUGAAGAUGUGUCAACCCAACGUUUGAUCGUCAAGGUUUAUGAUGAUGAAGGGGUACAAGCAUCUGAACUUAUUGGUAUGGCUCAAUUUAAGUUGCAAGAACUUCAGCCUGGGAAAGUGAAGGUUGUUUGGCUGAAGCUUGUUAAAGAUUUAGAAAUUCAGAGAGACAGGAAAGACAGGGGCCAGGUACAUCUAGAGCUUCUGUACUGCCCUUUUGGCAUGGAAAAUGAAUUUACUAAUCCUUUCAUCAAUAAAAAGCUUUCUCUUACGACUUUGGAAAAAACUAUGAAGAGUGAGAUUGAUGGUGCUGAGACUGCUGAGAUCGAAAAGACAUUAACUCAUAGAAAAAAAGAGGUCAUUGUAAGAGGAGUGCUUUCCGUGACAAUUAUAGCUGCCGAGGAAUUGCCUGUGAUGGAUGUUAUGGGAAAGGCAGACCCUUUUGUUGUGAUCACUAUGAAAAAAUCGGGAACAAAGAACAAAACAAGGGUUUUACAUGAUACCUUGCAUCCAGUAUGGAAUCAGACUUUCGACAUAGUGGUGGAAGAUGGGCUACAUGAUCUGCUUAUUUUGGAAGUCUGGGACCAUGACACUUUUGGAAAGAAUUUUAUCGGACGAUGCAUCAUGACCUUAACCAGGGUAAUUCUGGAGGGUGAGGUCAAAGAAAGCUUUCCAUUAGACGGAGCUAAAUCAGGAAAACUGUUUGUGAAUCUCAAAUGGACAGCACAGCCAAUUUUCCGAGACCCAUAAAAGUUGGUUACAAAAAGUUCAUGAUUUACUUUUUCUACUGGACUCGUCAUAUAAUGUUGUACAUUUUCGAGCCAUAAAGAAGAUUUCGAGCUACAAACAGGAGAAAAGUCUAUCGGCAAUCAAUAUGCUGUGGAUACUGACCAAGUCGGCGAAUGUGAUGACAAGUUUGAUACUUUGAGAGUCAUUUUAUUUUUCAUUGAUUUGUUAUGUGGUCUUUUUUACCAUAUUUUCUAGUUCAUUCUUUGAUUUGUUGGUACUUGUCUUUGAUCACAAAUGUAAAUGGCACAGAUAGAUUUUAGUUCUAUAUAAUGCGAGAGGGCAGUGUGUAUUAUUUGUAUAUAUUAUCGUUUGCAUGAAAUAUAUUCGUUGAUCAUUGGCCUUUC
Molecule: messenger RNA, 2613 nt
Organism: Asparagus officinalis (garden asparagus)
Lineage: Eukaryota; Viridiplantae; Streptophyta; Magnoliopsida; Asparagales; Asparagaceae
Product: synaptotagmin-5-like
Exons: 13
Coding region: 287-2230 (647 amino acids)
Cellular component (GO): endoplasmic reticulum
Molecular function (GO): lipid binding
Source: RefSeq, a predicted model, not a curated record